AUGGUCCUUUUCAAGCAAAUUCAGAUUCUGUUGCUGUUGCUCUUCUCUUUGAACAUUGCAGCUCUGCCAGGUCGAGAGCUGAGUGGUAUUAUCCGAUCCGAUAAAAGAGAACUGCUCCAGGAUUUAGUAACGUGGGAUGAGCACUCUCUGUUUGUCCAUGGGGAACGGAUCUUCUUCUAUUCUGGCGAAUUCCACCCAUUCAGGCUCCCAAGUCCCCCUCUCUGGCGAGAUGUCUUCCAAAAGGUUCGAGCUCUAGGAUACAAUGGCGUGUCUUUCUACGUCGAUUGGGCACUCCUGGAGGGUAAUCCUGGGCACUUUACGGCACAGGGAGUCUUUGCAUUCGAGCCAUUCUUCGAGGCGGCAACUGAAGCAGGAAUUUAUCUACUCGCUCGUCCUGGGCCGUACGUAAAUGCCGAAAUCUCUGGUGGUGGAUUUCCUGGCUGGCUGGCCCGCAAUCCGGCUAUUUUGAGGACGAACGAGUCGGCAUACAUUGACGCCACACAUACCUACGUCUCAAAUAUCGGCGCCAUCAUUGCUAAGGCUCAGAUCACCAACGGUGGUCCGAUCAUCCUGUUCCAGCCCGAAAACGAGUAUACGUAUGGCGCCACCAACGUCCUCUUUCCGGACAUUGGGUAUCAAGAAACAGUGUUGCAGCAGUACAGGGACGCAGGGGUUGUGGUCCCUUUCAUCAAUAACGAAGCUUGGUACAAAGCAGCCUUGUGGGUGCCUGGGACUACAGGAGGUGUUGAUAUAUACGCUCAUGACUUGUAUCCGAUGAGUUUCGACUGUUCGCAGCCGUCUAACUGGUCUUCCGCCCAAAUAUAUGGAGACCUCCGUACAGCUCAUCUUGACAUCAGUCCAAACACGCCUUUCGCCAUUGCCGAAUUUCAAGGCGGCGCGCCUGAGUACUGGGGUGGUACGCUUUAUGAUCAAUGCGCUGCAUUGGUUGGCCCAGAAGCCGAGCGUGUAUUUCAGAAGAACAACUUCGCGGCUGGAAUGACCAUCUUCAACAUUUACAUGACGUAUGGAGGCACCAACUGGGGAAAUCUGGGACAGCCCGGUGGGCCCACCUCGUACGAUUACGGUGCAGCCAUCAAAGAGGAUCGCACAGUCUGGCGCGAAAAGUACAGUGAAGCAAAGCUGGAAGCGCAAUUCUUCGCAGUUUCGCCGGCUUAUCUCACCGCAAAUGCUGCUAACUCGACCGAGGCCGGUAUAGUCAGCAGUACGGACGUGGUAGCCACUCCGCUCUACGGCAACAAGACGAAUUUCUACGUGGUGCGACACGCGGAUUUCAAGUCUUCUGCGGCUACCAUGUAUAAUCUCACGGCGAAAACGAGUAUUGGGGUCGUCACCAUUCCUCGACUGGGCGGCUCGUUAAUGCUUAACGGGAGGGAUUCAAAGAUUCAUGUGACUGACUACGACGUUGGGGGAAUCAACCUGAUCUACUCCAGUGCUGAGGUUUUCACCUGGCAGAAGAGCGGCUCAAAGUCCGUGCUCGUACUUUACGGUGGUGCUGGCGAGACACAUGAGUUCGCGGUGUCUUCUUCGCUGGGUGGUAUUACUUCCGUCGAAGGCACUGACGUCGAGCAUGAGAGAGUGAACGGCACGACCAUUGUCAACUUCCAAGUCGGGCCGGCCAGGCGCGUCAUACACUUUGGUAAGAAGCUUGACGUCUACCUCCUAUGGCGCAACGAUGCAUACAACUACUGGGUGCCGUACGCCGGGUCACCUACCGCCACAAGCAACACUGAGGGAUAUGCCAAACCUUCUCUGAUCGUAGCAGGCGGCUACCUGCUUCGCCACGCUUCCAUUACGAGUAGCUGUAUCUCGCUUUACGGAGACAUAAAUGCCACGACGACUUUCGAGAUCAUUGCGGGCCACCCUGCAGGAAGGCCCGAAGUUCUGUUCAAUGACGAGGCCGUUGCAAAUGUAAAGUAUGCAAACGGCCGCAUCUCUGCCACGGUACCGUUCAUCGUACCUGCAAUUAGCGUGCCGGACUUCUCCAACCUCGAGUGGCACUACUUGGACACACUGCCAGAAAUUAAGCCCGAUUACGAUGACUCGAAAUGGAAUGUUGCGAAUCUCACCAAGACGUACAAUACGUUAUUGAAUAGCACGACUCCCACCUCGCUGUUCUCCCAGGAUUACGGUUACGAAGUGGGGACUCUGCUCUACCGAGGGCAUUUCACCGCGACUGGUGCGGAAUCGACCUUUAAUGUCUCCACUCAAGGUGGAGGCGGUUAUGCGCAUGCAAUAUGGCUAUCCUCGCCACGAGGCGGCUUCGGGUCGAAAUUUUUGGGUGCCUACGUCGGCUAUGGAGGUUCCGCAGAUAACCAAACUGUAAUCCUCCCUCCCUUGGAUAAGGGCAAGCGCUACACAUUUACCAUCGUCAUCGAGCACAUGGGCUCUGAGGGCAACUGGACGCCCGGACUCGAUCUCUUGAAAACGCCUCGCGGCAUUUUGAACUAUACUCUUUCUGGGCACCCGGCGUCGGACGUCUCCUGGAAGCUCACGGGUAACCUUGGCGGCGAGCAAUACCAGGACCAAACCCGUGGUCCUCUGAACGAAGGUGGACUAUACGCUGAACGUCAAGGCUACCACCAGCCCCAUCCGCCAACCUCUAUACCCCAAUGGAAGGUUGCUUCGCCCCUCACUGGCAUCUCGUCCGCAGGAAUCGGGUUCUAUACGACAAGCUUCAAUCUAAACGUACCCGUGGGCUACGAUGUCCCCAUGAGCUUUGUGUUCAACCAGACUGCAUCUUCGGAUAGCAUUCCCAACUCACACUACUACCGUUGCCAGCUGUAUGUCAACGGGUAUCAGUUUGGUAUCUACAUCAACAACCUCGGCCCCCAGACGGCCUUUCCCGUGCCACAAGGCGUUCUGAACUACCAGGGUGAGAACACGGUUGCGCUGACGCUAUGGGCUCUCGAAGCGCAGGGGGCGCACGUUAGCAGCUUCGCCCUGCAGGUUAAUGAUGUGGUGCAGUCAACGGGUUACUUUGACCUGAGCCCUGCUCUGUACCCGCCGCAACCGGCGUGGCAGAAGCGUGUCGGGGCUUACUGA
Molecule: messenger RNA, 3063 nt
Organism: Recurvomyces mirabilis
Lineage: Eukaryota; Fungi; Ascomycota; Dothideomycetes; Mycosphaerellales; Teratosphaeriaceae
Exons: 6
Coding region: 1-3063 (1020 amino acids)
Biological process (GO): carbohydrate metabolic process
Cellular component (GO): vacuole
Molecular function (GO): beta-galactosidase activity
Source: RefSeq, a predicted model, not a curated record